UUCAAUAAUUAACCAUGAAAUCUUCAAGUGCAUUAGCUGCUCUUGUGGUUCUAAUCGUUCUUGCCUCAACUUCAGAGGCUGCAAUUUCAUGCAGUGAUGUGAUUAAGGACUUGAAACCUUGUGUGAGCUACUUGGUAAGUGGAAGUGGACAACCACCAGCUGCAUGUUGCUCUGGUGCUAAAGCUCUUGCCUCUGCUGCAUCAACCUCAGAGGAUAAGAAAGCUGCUUGUAACUGCAUCAAGUCCACUGCAAAGAGUAUCAAAAUGAACACACAAUUGGCUCAGGCUCUUCCAGGGAACUGUGGAAUAACCCUCUCCAUCAAUAUCUCCCCCAAUGCAGACUGCUCCAAGGUUGGUUGAAACUUGGAAGUUGGAACUGGAGGGUGUUGCAGAGCAUGCUGAACAUUUUUCUGCUAUAUAUGUAUUGGAAUAUUAACUUAUUUUGUAAUAAACAGGAAUCCACCUUUGUGGAUUUCUCUAUUAUGUCGAU
This is a messenger RNA of Gastrolobium bilobum, 489 nucleotides long. Its product is annotated as non-specific lipid-transfer protein 8. Gene Ontology annotation, cellular component: membrane. Gene Ontology annotation, biological process: lipid transport. The record is from RefSeq and is a predicted model, not a curated record. The transcript has 2 exons. Lineage: Eukaryota; Viridiplantae; Streptophyta; Magnoliopsida; Fabales; Fabaceae. Gene Ontology annotation, molecular function: lipid binding. Bases 15 to 359 code for a protein of 114 amino acids.